Messenger RNA from Schizophyllum commune H4-8, 5589 nucleotides. RefSeq lists its product as uncharacterized. Bases 1 to 5589 code for a protein of 1862 amino acids. The record is from RefSeq and is a predicted model, not a curated record. The transcript has 23 exons. Lineage: Eukaryota; Fungi; Basidiomycota; Agaricomycetes; Agaricales; Schizophyllaceae.
AUGCUAGUCGGCCUUCUCUUCCAACUGUCAUCUGCUCCCCUUUGCCCUCAGCCCUCAGCCCUCAAGACGCGCGUUCGUCCAAUCUUUUUGCUAUCUGAGCCUCCUCGAUCUACUCUCUCUCUUGUUAUAAUGCCUCCCGCGUCCCCUCGUUACUUGUCUUCCUUUGGCGAAGACGACACAGAUGUGUUGUCGUCGCCCUUCUUGACCGGCGGCGCCCUACCUAUCAGCCGCACUCACUCCCCAAUCGAAAAUUGUCUCUUCGACGAAAACCCGCCCACCUACGACGACGUCUUCACUGCCAUCUCCACCACUCCACCGGAGCAUCUCGCGCGUCCCUCCUCCCCAGCUGGGGACUCCGACAAAGAGAAUGAGUGGCCCGUGGCUGCCGCCGUCGAGCCGCACUCGCCCCGCAACUCCUUUUUGCGCGCGAUCACUGUGACCAGCGAGCAAAUGAUCAAGUACCGACUGACGCGAGCGCUGAACGAGGGCCGCGAGCUGACCGUCCCCGAGAUGGUAGAAUGCCGCGUCAUCUUCCUGGACGAGUCGUUCGAGGCGGACCUUAUGGUGUGGCGCACUCGCGCUUUAGGGUUCUGGUACAUGCACGAUCCCGAGGACGCGCUCAAGGAGCCGCAGGAUCAGUGGUGGAAGAUGACGGGGGAAGACUACAGGCAAUUCACGCGUCGCUUGACCCUGCCGCCCUUCUCGCCCCCGACCAAGCUGGUGCAGUACAUGCCCCUUCCUCCACCUUCCAACCCGGAUUUCACCAUCGGCCCGCGCCCUGUCUUGGGGUCUGCGCUCGUUGAAGUCCUCCUCUCCGACCUGACGCCGCGGGACUUGGCGCACGCGACGGCGGGCUCGACGCUUCGUCCCGUACGUGGCAACACGUACAAGUUCAUCGACUUCUAUCCCGAGCUCGAACAGCCGAUGACGUUCGAGGCUGCGUGUCGUGCGAACGGGUUAGGAACCCCCAAGAUUUUGCGUCUGUCUGGCAAGGCGCCUGCCUGCGAACUUCCGCUGACGCCUCCCGUGCGCGACUUCCCGACGAUGCUCGAUGACAGUCCCGACCUUCCCGAGUUGGUGCCGGCGUUGUCCAGCCCAUUUUCGAGUCCGUCGCCGUCGAGUACUCCGCGCACUCGGUCGUGGGGCAGCUCGUCGACGCUGUUCUCGUCGUCGCCGCUCCCCCCGUCCGAGUUUGAGUACGACUCCGGUGCCGAGCCCGCUAGCCCGACCCCUGCGCGCAAUUGGAAGACUGGCCAGCGGGUUGAAGGACCUCGUGGUCGCUGGUAUAUGCCAAACAGGGUCGUGUUCCGCCAGCCACGCAACUCCCGCUUGUCGGCUGAAGGCAUAUGUGCCGCGGACGUAUGCCUGGCGUGGGAAGACUGCCCAGAACUCGGCCGCGAACGCUCCCAGCUAGUCAUGUCUUCGCACAAGCCCGGCGCGCGUCGCAAGGAUCGCGGCUUCGGUCACGACAUGGAUAUGCGAACAAACCUCGCGGCUCACCCUCAGCAUAUUUCCUUCGUCCUCUCGCAAGACUCCAGGCGCAUGAAUAGCACCGCCGCGACUUUUCAGCUACCGACUGCGAAGAAGCCACGCAAAGCUGCAGAUCUGAAGGCCCCUCACUCAGAAUGGCGUCCAAUCGAAGAUUGCGACGAGGACGACAUCGCGUUUCAAUAUCCCGGUGCCGACGCAGACGACCUCGAGCCGGACGAGGUUCAUUGUGAGCCGGGGGACAAGCGGAAGCGUCAGGCCGAUCCCAUGGACACCUGGAAGGCGUUCUCGGACCAGACAUACCUGGACGAGAUGAUGUGGGGCGAAGGUCUUCGAAACUCGCUCGCGGACCCUCAUUGCUCGACAUGUCUCGACAAAUACACGCCUCCCGAUCCCGCGCGCCCCAACGUCAUUCCAGCGUCGUCCCAUCCGACUCCCGGUCACACAGAUCGGCUCUUCUGCUGCUGGGAAUGCGGCGAUUUCAAUGAGUGUCUCGACUGCUGCUUGGAUCGACACCAGUGCAUGCCCCUCCACACGAUCGAGGAAUGGACGGGUGAAUACUGGUCAAAGGUGACCCUGUCGUCUAUGGGGCUGGUCUAUCAGUUAGGCCACGGAGGUCGCCCAUGCCCUCGUCCCGAACCCGCGGUCCGGACCGUGACUGUCCUCGACUACGGGAUACAUACUGUUCGCCUGCGGUAUUGCGGUUGUCGCUUAGGCCCAACGACCGAGCACGCCGUGCAGCUCCUCCGAAACCGAUGGUAUCCAGCGACAGCGACGAAUCCGGAGACUUGCGCCACAUUUGCGCUCUUGGACUGGUUUCGCCUGGCGUCGGUGCACGCAAAUGUCAACACACAUGGGCUUAUCAAGGUCCUGGAGAUGCGUACAGAUCCACUCGGCUUGAAGAGCGUGCCACGAGCCGGCAUCGGGAACACGAAGAAGGGUAUCAAGGGGACCAAGCCGGGCGAGCUCGCUAUCCGAUGCUGGGCAUGCCCGCGCGUCGGCGUUAAUCUGCCGCCGGACUGGCAGAAUGUGGCGGCAGCGGAGAUGUACCGGUUUCGCACCAUGCUCGCCGUCGACGCGAACUUCCGACUCAAGAAUCGGAUCAGGAAGAACGAGAACCGCGCGAGCGCCCUCGGCGAAGGGCUCGGCUACUUUGUGGCCACAGAACCAUACAAGGACCAUAUAAGUGGUUACGUGAAGGAGAGCGAUAUCAGCUCGUGCAUCGCUUUUGCAGCAUUAGCAGAGAAGGACACCAAGAUCACGAAGGGCCUGCGCGUGUCUGGCGUUGGCGGCGUCAUCUGCGCACGCCACGAGUUGGUCCAGCCGCACGGGUUUGCAGAUCUGCAGAAGGGCGAGCGGUACUGUAACAUGGACUAUGUCCUUUGCUCCGUCCUCAGCCAGAUCGGCAGUGCACAUACGACCUGCUCGUAUGAUAUUGGUUGUCAAUAUAUGACUAACUUCUACGAGCGCGUGAAGAAGCUCCCGGCGCACCUCCAACCCGACCCCCUCGCCGACCUCAGUUUCGGCCUGCUGGUCUGGCACGGCGCGAUACACGAGGAGAGCUGUCGUUCGCGCAACUCGCUCAAGUAUCACGAUGGCGUGGGGCGCACCGAUGGCGAGGGCAUCGAGCGUAUCUGGUCGCUCUUCAACGCGAUAUCCUACGCGACGAAGGAAAUGGGGGAGGGGGCGCGGCAUGAUGCGAUCGAGGACAAGUCCGACAGCGUCAACUUUGUUAAGAAUAUUCACCAAUACCCCACACUGCUGCGCAAGCUGGUCAUCGCGCUGGACGAGCGCCAAGUUCAGAUCGAGGCCUUCAAGGUCGUCAACGAGAACGUUGAUCGGAGGCAGAUCAUGGUAUGGGAGGCGGAGGUUCGCAAUUGGCGCAAAGAUCCGAGCUCGAAGAGUCCAUUCGCCAUGCCCACGGCUCAGGGCGUGUCCGAGGCUGAGGUCCGGCGAAUGCUGGACUCUGAGGAGAUGGAGGACGUCAAGCAGGGCCGCGCCGGAGUACAUACAACCAGUCAGACAACAUUUCUGACUGCAGGCUUCCAGUUGGAGGCUGCACAGCGAAGGAUCAUGGCAGAUCUUAAUGGGCCCGCCGUCUUGCCCAUGAAUCUAGAAGGGCUCAUCAACAAUCGCCGUCGCGCCUUCCUCACGAAGAAGGACAAUUUUGAGCAACUUCAGAAGCUCUACAUGCCCGGCGCGCAGGCAUGGAUCGAAUCUUCCGAAGCCGACUCUCAACGCGCUAUCGACGCCGAGCAAAUGAAUCUCUACAUGCCAUCCGACCUGCCGAGCAACAUCCGCCGCAUGUCGUGCGCCGAGGGCUUGCCCGAGAAGGAGCUCAAGCUUCGGGUGGCUCAGGCUCGCGACUUCCUGGACGCCAUUCGACGCAAACUACACGCUAAGCAGUAUCACAUCGUUUGGCGCAACGAGAACGCGACAGGGCAGAAGAAGUCAACUCGCGCGCGCCAGCUGUUGGAGACGUUGCAGAACAAGAUCAACUUGGAUGCUGUGGGCUAUCGUCAUGCGCGGGAAGCGAUCCUCGCUCUGCGGGGAGUGUUGGAUGCCCCCGACUUCCCCCCUCUUCUGGCUUCCGACCUGCGACUUGAAGGCGAAGAGGAGGAGCCGGACGCCGCCUCCAUCUCCGCCAUCGCGCGCGCCGGCCAAGUUAAUCGUCCGCAGCAUAUACACGUAUCGACAGGAACUCAGAGAAUGUCCUGGAUCUGGACUGCGACCGGCCUUCCCGACACCCAGAAGGAUGCGAACGUCGUUGAAACUGUCCGUUGCCUCUGGGCCAAGGCAUUGGCGCGCAAGGAGCGCUGGCAGGAAGAGGUCGUUAUCCUGCAGGAGGAGAUGCGACGCUGCCUGCGCAGCCUCGAGUCCGAGUCGCAGGCGUGGCGCACGCGAGCAGGCGUGGACAUCGGCCGAGGGGUCGAGUACGCAUCGGGCGUCCACGCGUACGGCAUGCGCCACGCAGAACAGCGGUUGGCAAUACGCAACCACUUCCUCGAGGGCUGGAACAAGCCCGUAGGCCGUGCGAAGCGCAAGAUCUUCGAAGACCAGAGGCAUUCUGGCGCGCUGGAUGAGGAUCUGGCAGCAAGUCUGGCCGCCGCUCGCGCCAUGAUGGAAGGAGGUGGGGCCAUUAGGACUGAGUUGGCGGCAGCCGUACUCGCGGGCGACGGCACUAGUCGAAGACGCGCAGGGCGCCUGCGAGGGCAGGGGCGCAUAGGGUGGGAGCAACAUCGGGAGCGCACGCGAGCACUGCGGCGCCGCUCAAAUGGGCUCGUCCAAGCUUUCUCGGGCGUCAAGGUUGCGCGACGGCAAUGGUACGCAGGGGUCCAAGGCAACGAGGAUGCGCGCGAGGGCGAGAGCGUGCGGCAGCAACGGGACGACACGGGAGGGGAGGGGAAGACGCGGACGCAGAGGCCGACGAGCUCGCGCAUGAAGACGGGCGGGCAGGCGCGACGGGCACAGGCGGAAAGUGGGGACGUGAAGCACGCGCGAGAGGCGGGGGCGAAGGCUGAAGGCGGAGAAGGACGCGCGCGGGGCGAGGGGACGAGGAUCAGAGGAGUGCGCGUGAGGGCGUGCGCGCAGGAGGGAGAGCACACGCGCGGGGAGUGCGGAUGGAGAGCACGCGCGCGAAAAGCGCAGGCGAGCGAAGCGCGCAGGCGGGCGAAGCGCGCAGGCGGGCGAGGCGCGCAGGCGGGCGAGGCGCGCAGGCGGGCGAGGCACGGCAUGGAAGGCGAGAAGAGGGCAUGGGCGGGAGAGCGCGCACGCAGGAGGGACAGCACGCGCGCGGGGAAGGAGUACGCGCGCGGGGAAGGAGUGCCGGAACCUGAGCCACGCAUCGCUGAGACCCGCAAGGCCGAGGAGCGCGGAUACGACGAGGAAGACGCGCGCCGCCCCCAUGCCAAGCAGCUCGACAUCGACUCCCAGUGGACGCGCGCUGACCAAGAAGGGGCGAAGGCGGUCUUGACUGGCUGGACGGCCGCGAGGGGGCCAAAAUUGGGCGAGCGGGGUGCCGGGGAGGGCGGCAAGGGUGCCGGAAGGGCGCCUGCGGCGCCGGAGCCCGCCCGCCGGCGCACCACAGUUAUUAACCAUUGA